AUGGCCUCUCGCAUUGCCGCCGCCGCCAAGGGCAUCCGCUUCGCAUCCCACGCCCCCGCGUCCGCCGCCAACCCUUGGCUUGCUGAGCGUAUCGCUAUCAAGGAGCACGCUGGACCCGCCGCUGAGACUUGGCGCAAGAUUUCCCUCUACGUUUGCGUUCCCGUCAUUACUGUUGCGUCCAUCAACGCCUACAACCUCUAUGCCAAGCAUCAGGCCCAUUUGGAGCACGAAAAACACGAGGGGCAUGAGAAGGUCAAGUACCCCUACAUGCGUUUCCGCUCCAAGGUACAGUCAAUGAACCUCCGUGUCCUGACAUGUAUGAAGUGA
This is a messenger RNA of Linnemannia hyalina, 327 nucleotides long. The record is from the annotation of a GenBank genome assembly. Lineage: Eukaryota; Fungi; Mortierellomycota; Mortierellomycetes; Mortierellales; Mortierellaceae.